AGGUGAGCAGCUCGCUCACAACUCCGUGCGCUCCGUGCGUCCGAGCGCCCGCCAGGUGCCCCCCGCAGCCCGCCGCCGAGAUGCACAGCCCGCCGGGGCUCCUGGCACUAUGGCUUUGCGCCGCACUGUGCACCUCGGCACGCGCAGGCAGUGACCCCCAGCCUGGCCCGGGGCGUCCCACUUGCCCGGCUCCCUGCCACUGCCAGGAGGAUGGCAUCAUGCUGUCAGCUGACUGCUCCGAGCUCGGGCUCUCAGUGGUGCCAGGGGACCUGGACCCCCUGACGGCUUACCUAGACCUCAGUAUGAACAACCUCACAGAGCUUCAGCCGGGUCUCUUCCACCACCUGCGCUUCCUGGAGGAGCUGAGGCUCUCCGGGAACCAUCUCUCACACAUCCCAAGACAGGCAUUCUCUGGCCUUCACAGCCUCAAAAUUCUGAUGCUGCAGAGCAACCAGCUCCGAGGGAUCCCAGCUGAGGCACUGUGGGAGCUGCCCAGCCUGCAGUCACUGCGCCUGGAUGCCAACCUCAUCUCCCUGGUCCCUGAGAGAAGCUUUGAAGGGCUGUCCUCCCUCCGCCACCUCUGGUUGGAUGACAAUGCACUCACCGAGAUUCCCGUCAGAGCCCUCAACAACCUUCCUGCCCUACAGGCCAUGACCCUGGCUCUCAACAGCAUCCGGCGCAUCCCCGACUAUGCCUUCCAGAACCUCACCAGCCUUGUGGUGCUGCAUCUGCAUAACAACCGCAUCCAGUAUGUGGGGACCCACAGCUUCGAGGGGCUGCACAACCUGGAGACACUAGACCUGAACUAUAAUGAGCUGCAGGAGUUCCCCAUGGCCAUCCGGACCCUGGGCAGGCUGCAGGAACUAGGUUUCCACAACAACAACAUCAAGGCUAUCCCAGAGAAGGCCUUCAUGGGCAACCCUCUCCUGCAGACAAUACAUUUUUAUGACAACCCAAUCCAGUUUGUGGGAAGGUCGGCAUUCCAGUACCUGUCUAAACUGCAUACACUAUCCCUGAAUGGGGCCACUGAUAUCCAGGAGUUCCCAGACCUCAAAGGCACCACGAGCCUGGAGAUCCUGACCCUGACCCGCGCAGGCAUCCGGCUGCUCCCACCGGGAAUGUGCCAACAGCUGCCCAGGCUCCGAAUCCUGGAGCUGUCUCAUAAUCAGAUUGAGGAGCUGCCCAGCUUGCACAGGUGUCAGAAGCUGGAGGAAAUUGGCCUCCAACACAACCGGAUCUUGGAAAUUGGUGCGGAUACCUUCAGCCAGCUGGGCUCCUUGCAAGCUCUAGACCUGAGUUGGAACGCCAUCCGGGCUAUCCACCCCGAGGCCUUCUCAACCCUGCGUUCCUUGGUAAAGCUGGACCUGACUGACAACCAGCUGACCACACUGCCCUUGGCUGGGCUGGGAGGCCUGAUGCACCUGAAACUCAAAGGGAACUUGGCCCUGUCUCAAGCCUUCUCCAAGGACAGUUUCCCAAAACUGAGAAUUCUGGAGGUGCCCUAUGCCUAUCAGUGCUGUGCGUAUGGCAUGUGUGCCAGCUUCUUCAAGACCUCUGGGCAGUGGCAGGCUGAGGACUUGCGCCUGGAGGAAGAAGAGGCACCAAAGAGGCCCCUGGGUCUCCUUGCUGGACAAGCUGAGAACCACUAUGACCUAGACCUGGAUGAACUCCAGAUGGAGAUGGAGGACUCCAAGCCACAUCCCAGUGUCCAGUGCAGCCCUGUUCCAGGCCCCUUCAAGCCCUGCGAGCAUCUCUUUGAGAGCUGGGGCAUCCGCCUUGCUGUGUGGGCCAUCGUGCUGCUCUCCGUACUCUGUAACGGGCUGGUGCUGCUGACAGUCUUUGCGGGCGGGCCCAGCCCCCUGUCCCAGGUCAAGCUCGUGGUGGGUGCAAUCGCAGGCGCCAACACCUUGACCGGCAUUUCCUGCGGCCUCCUGGCCUCGGUGGACGCCUUGACCUUCGGCCAGUUCGCUGAGUACGGAGCUCGCUGGGAGACCGGGCUAGGCUGCCAGGCUACGGGCUUCCUGGCCGUCCUGGGGUCGGAGGCAUCGGUGCUACUGCUCACACUGGCCGCCGUGCAGUGCAGCGUCUCGGUGACCUGUGUCCGGGCCUACGGGAAGGCGCCGUCGCCCGGCAGCGUCCGCGCAGGCGCACUGGGGUGCCUGGCGCUGGCUGGGCUGACAGCCGCGCUGCCCCUGGCCUCGGUGGGGGAGUACGGCGCCUCCCCGCUCUGCCUGCCCUACGCCCCGCCCGAGGGCCGGCCCGCCGCCCUGGGCUUCGCCGUGGCCCUGGUGAUGAUGAACUCGCUCUGUUUCCUGGUGGUGGCCGGCGCCUACAUCAAGCUCUACUGUGACCUGCCGCGGGGUGACUUUGAGGCCGUGUGGGACUGCGCCAUGGUGCGGCACGUGGCCUGGCUCAUCUUUGCAGAUGGUCUCCUCUACUGCCCGGUGGCCUUUCUCAGCUUUGCCUCCAUGCUGGGCCUCUUCCCUGUCACCCCUGAGGCUGUCAAGUCGGUCCUCCUGGUGGUGCUGCCUCUGCCUGCCUGCCUCAACCCACUGCUCUACCUGCUCUUCAACCCUCACUUCCGGGAGGACCUUCGGAGGCUGUGGCCAAGCCCUCAGUCCGCGGGGUCCCUAGCCUAUGCUGCAGCCGGUGAGCUAGAGAAGAGCUCUUGCGAUUCCACCCAAGCUCUGGUGGCUUUCUCUGAUGUAGAUCUUAUUCUGGAAGCUUCUGAGGCUGGACAGCCUCCUGGGCUGCAGACCUAUGGCUUCCCUUCAGUGACCCUCAUCUCCCGUCAUCAGCCAGGGGCCACCAGGCUGGAGGGAAACCGUUUUGUAGAGCCAGAUGGAACUCCGUUUGGGAAUUUACAACCUCCCACCAAUGGAGAACUGUUGCGGAGGGCAGAGGGAGCCACGUUGGCAGGCCAUGGCUCUUCAGCAGGUGGAGCCUUCUGGCCCUCUGGCUCUCUCUUUGCCUCUCACUUGUAAAUAAUCCCUCCCGUUUGUCCUCUUCUCUCCCAAUGAUGGCUGCUUAUAAAAGAAACACAACUACAGCUCCACAGCAGGAUGGCCAACGCCCCUGGCUCCAUUCUCUCU
Messenger RNA from Acomys russatus (golden spiny mouse), 3092 nucleotides. It is a transcript of the gene Lgr6, whose product is annotated as leucine rich repeat containing G protein-coupled receptor 6. Gene Ontology annotation, biological process: G protein-coupled receptor signaling pathway. Gene Ontology annotation, cellular component: membrane. The transcript has 18 exons. The coding region runs from base 81 to 2984 and encodes 967 amino acids. NCBI's taxonomy places the organism in Eukaryota, Metazoa, Chordata, Mammalia, Rodentia, Muridae. Gene Ontology annotation, molecular function: protein binding; G protein-coupled receptor activity; protein-hormone receptor activity. The record is from RefSeq and is a predicted model, not a curated record.